AUGGCUACCCCCAGUGUCCUCGCUUUUGACGCUGAGGGUAGGGCCAUUGACAUUGACGCGAGGGUAGAUGACCUGCAGCUUUUCCUACAGUGCGAUAGGGCAGACGGUCUCUCCCUCUUUGACCUCACUUCUGGUGCCUCUCCUGCCCUUGCUGCUGAUGGUGACGCCACUGUUCGCUCACAGUGGGCCACGCGCGAUGCUCCUGCACGUCUUGCUGUGCGUCGCCACUUGCCUACCUCUAAGCGUGCGCACUUUAGCCAGUACAAGGGUGCUAAGACCUUGUACGACGCUAUAGUUGCACGCUACUCUUCCCUUGCCACUGCUGCACUUAGCCGCCUCAUCCUGCCGUACCUCUUCCCUGACCUCGCAGCAUUUCCCGCGGUCGCUAACCUCAUUACACACCUUUGCACUAGUGACAUUCGCUACCGCGCUGCCCUUCCCGCUGAGGACCACUUUCUCUCCGUUUGCCCCACCACCCUCACCGUUGACCUCCUCGAGGAGCGCCUCCUAGCAGCGGAGAAGAGCAUGGUCGUUGUAGGAGUCUCUCGUGGUGACCCUCGUGCCCCUGUCUUUGAGGGGUGCUCCCCCUCUCCUCUCUUGCCCUCUGUUGCCUUUGCUACUGCGGCGGACCUUGUUGGUCUUGAGUCGGUCGGUGCAGCGUCUGCCCCUAGCGAGAGACGCCGCACUGGCAAGGGCAAGGGGGGCAGGGGCGCUAGAGGAGCUAGCGGGGGCGGUGGAGGCGGUGGUGGAGGCGGCGGAGGGGGUGGGGGUGGCGGUGGGAGUGGUGCCGAGGGUGGGGGCGUUGGUGGCGGCAGUGGAGGCGGAGGCGGCGGCGGCGGUGGCGGAGGUGGCGGCAGUGGAGGAGGCGGCGGCGGAGGAGGUGGAGCUGGUCGGGGUGGCGCUGCGCAAAGGCGGGGUGGGGGUACUGGUCCGUGCACCUACGUCCUACGCACCGGCGACCGUGCGGGUGAGCCGUGCGGGGGUGCGCACUCCACCCAGCGCUGCGUUGGCUGCCUGACGGACGCCUGGCGUCACCAGUUCCCUGAGGCCACUGAGAUCCCUCGAUGGGGCGAGCUGUCUAGGGCGGGAGUAGCUAUCUUUGACCUUGACUUUGAUGCUAUUCUUGCUGCCAUGUAUGGUGUGACUAUUACUGAUGAGGGUGACUGUUACCGGUGUUUUCCGCCCGACACGGGCAUUGGGACUGGUGCUCCAGGUACUGGUGAGGCCGCUCCUCUAGGUGCUAGCGAGGCUGCUGCUCUAGGUGCCAGUGCGUCUACUUCUUCAGGUGCUGGUGAGUCUGCUCUAUCAGGUACUGCGUCGGCUUUGGCCUCCCACACCUUCACCCUUGACUCGGGGGCUUCUCGCUCCUUCUUUCGAGACCGCACCACACUCACGCCGCUUGGUCGGCCAGUUGCAUUCUCUCUGGCAGACCCCUCCGGGGGUCCUGUCCUUGCUCACUUCUCCACUGUCCUCCCGUGUCCGGCGGCCCCCUCUGGCAACCUGUCUGGUCUUUACUUCCCCUCAUUCUCUACGAACUUGGUAAGUGGUGCUGACCUGCAGGAUGCGGGGGUUCACCAGUUCACUCCUGCGAGCCAGCGAGUGACCCACUGCACGGAAUUCGUGCCCCACACCCAUCGCCAAUGUUGCCUCCAACCAAUUCCCCCUCCCAUCACCUAUCUUCACCGCAUUGCAUCUAUCUCAUCCAACCAAUUUGAUAUUUGA
Messenger RNA from Closterium sp. NIES-65, 1722 nucleotides. The record is from the annotation of a GenBank genome assembly. NCBI's taxonomy places the organism in Eukaryota, Viridiplantae, Streptophyta, Zygnematophyceae, Desmidiales, Closteriaceae.